Messenger RNA from Hemiscyllium ocellatum (epaulette shark), 3541 nucleotides. It is a transcript of the gene foxn3, whose product is annotated as forkhead box N3. The coding region runs from base 532 to 2007 and encodes 491 amino acids. Gene Ontology annotation, biological process: regulation of DNA-templated transcription. Gene Ontology annotation, molecular function: cis-regulatory region sequence-specific DNA binding; DNA-binding transcription factor activity. The record is from RefSeq and is a predicted model, not a curated record. Gene Ontology annotation, cellular component: nucleus. Lineage: Eukaryota; Metazoa; Chordata; Chondrichthyes; Orectolobiformes; Hemiscylliidae. The transcript has 8 exons.
CCAGCGCCAAGAUGGCGGCGGGGCCCAGCCAUUGGUUGCUGUUACGCUAUCAGGCGCCAUUCCUACCGCCCGAGUUCCUCCCGCCGGACCGGAGGGCCUGGAGGCCGCCCUGUGGGCGUCAGCAGGUCGAAAAACGCCGACUUUACCUCAGGGAUUUAUUGGCCGGGCCGACCUGCGGGGGGUUGGCUGGAGGGGGAGGCAUUUCGGCGGCUGUCGUUGUUCGUGCGAGGGGCCCAUGGGGGCCUGAGGCGGAGGGAGGUAAUGCUCGGCCGGAUUGUCUCCUUGGCGACGGCCAGGGAGAUCGUGGCGUUAUUGAGCGAUGUUACCACCCCCCCUCCCCAUCCCUUUUUUUUAAAUAAGCACUUUUUAUUCCAGGGGGUGGGGAAAAACCACGAGCGCUGGGGGAAAAAAAAAUCCCUUGUGUUCGUCAACAGCCAUCUUUCCAUGACAUGAAGUGUGUGCAAAGUCCAGUGAAAAGAGACCACGAACAAAAAAACUACAUCCCCCAUUUAUACAGGAGCCUUGGUCUAAAUGGGUCCAGUCAUGCCUCCCAGUAAGAAGCCAGAAGGCUCUGGAAUUAGUGUUUCGAGUGGACUGAGCCAGUGUUACCCAGGAAGUUCACUAACCAAGGCGUUCCAGGAAGUUGAGGAACUGGAUAUUACGAGCAGUUAUUUGCCUGCCAUCCGUUUGGAAAAAGUAGCCAUGGAGGAUGAAGAGUUAACAAACCUGAACUGGCUGCAUGAGAGCAAAAACCUGCUCAAAAGUUUUGGGGACACUGUACUCCGUAGUGUUAGCCCGGUUCAGGAUAUCGAUGAGGAUACUCCACCAUCCCCUGCUCAUUCUGACCAGCCAUAUGAUGCCAAGCAGAACCCUAACUGUAAACCACCUUAUUCUUUUAGCUGUCUCAUAUUUAUGGCUAUUGAAGAUUCACCCAGCAAACGCCUGCCUGUUAAGGAUAUAUACAACUGGAUCCUAGAACAUUUCCCUUACUUUGCAAAUGCUCCGACUGGGUGGAAAAAUUCUGUUAGACAUAAUUUGUCAUUGAAUAAAUGUUUCAAGAAAGUAGACAAGGACAGGAGUCAGAGUAUUGGGAAAGGCUCCUUAUGGUGUAUAGACCCAGAGUACAGACAAAACCUCAUUCAGGCUUUGAAAAAGACACCCUAUCAUCCUUAUUCUCAUGUUUUUAACACGCCUCCCACUUCCCCACGAGGAUAUCAAAGCACAUCAAGUCCACCCCGUUGGCCAGGAAGUGCUUUCUUUAAGAAGAAUGGAGCGCUUCAAGAUUCUGAUAUUGAUGCAGCCACUGCCAUGAUGCUGCUGAAUUCUUCCCCUGAGGUGAAAGGAGCAGAAUAUGCUGUAGGAGUUAUGCCAAAUGGAGGUCGAGCAUACAGUCGAGGGCCAUUCAUCGGUAUGAAGCCACUGCCAAUUAAUAACAUUGGAAGUAUGGCUGCAGCAGUAAGGAAUGGAAUUGCAAACUGUCGGAUGCGGAAUGAUAGCGAACAGUCCUGUGGCUCCCCUGUUGUCAGCAGCGACCCUAAAGAAGAUCACAACUACAGUGUCGCAAAAUCUUCCAAUCACAGGAGUACAUCCCCCACCAGCGACUCUACAUCAUCUUCCUCUGCCGAUGACCACUACGAGUUUGCCACGAAGGUUAGCCACGAUGGGAGUGAGGCCAGUGAAGGGAGUUACCACUGCCAUGAGAGUUACAGCGAGACAGAAGAUGAAGAGAGAAAAAACAAAAAGGAAAGCAAGGAUUCCUUAGCAGACAGUGGGUACUUAUCCCAGCACACAAAACGGCAGCACAUGACAAAAGCAAAAAAAAAUGCAACUGAGACACUACCACUUAAAAAGAGGCGCACAGAAAAACCACCAGAAAGUGAUGAUGAGGAAAUGAAAGAGGCAGCAGGUUCACUCCUGCACUUGGCAGGGAUUCGCUCCUGUUUGGAUAACAUCACAAACCGCACUUCAAAAGGGCAGAAAGAGCAGCAACAUUCGGCAAAAAAUUAAGACAAUAAUGCACAGCCUCUUUAAGAUUGUUGGCAGAAAUUUAUUUUCUUUCAGCACGUCAGGUGAAUUAUAAUGAUUUGUGGCAAUAUCAGCAAUCACUUUGUUUUCCUAUUUUAAGCCCCCUUGAGUUUUUUUAAAUAUAUAAAAAAUAAUUUUUGUUUAAGGAGAUUGAAGCCAUAGCAAAACUUUUACUGACACUCAGCUAAUUUGCAAAAGCUUUUCAUUGACUGACUGACAACAAAGCCAAAAUCACUGCACCUUUUCUCUCUCCUCCUCUUUCUCUUCCCCUCCCCCUCCCCCACCCCCUCCCCCACCCCCACCUCUCUGUUCAUUCUUUCAACCUGACAAUACAGGUGCAUGCAGGAUGCAUUACACUGACACAUGUUGAGUUUGCAUUUCGAAUCCCGCAUUGUUGUAAUGUGAAAGGAUGGGUUGGUGAUGGACUGUUCAUAUCCAGCCAUACAAAAUGACAGCCAGCCUGAACAGCACAAUGACCAAGAGCCACCUGUGGUAUCUGGACAAAAAGAAGAAAAUUAAUGUGCUGCUAAGGACUGUGAUGGAUUCAUUGGAGGCAACUGCACUUAAGUACCAGAGAUCUGGGUCUUUUAACAGGAGAGCAGAUGAUGGCCAUCAUUAUUAGGCAAAUCAAAACAGGGAAGAACUGUCUAUUUAAAGUUUUAAAAAGUAAUGCUGCCAUUGGUCAGUUCCACAAAUUUAUCAUCUUAAACCCCAAAUGCGCACACACACGUUCAAAGCCAUAUGCCUGAUGGAUGGCACUGCGUGCAAAGAGAAAGAGAAAACACAGCAUUUGAAACUGCCUGAGUGACGUAAAAGCAAUCAAGUCUUGCAAAGAAAUUCAUAAUCAAGCGAUAACACGAUAGUGAUACUGAUUCAUCCUGACAGAUCGAAACAUUUUGAUCUGGCUAUGAUGAGGAAGACGGCAAAACGAUAAAAAGAGAAAAAAAGCUCUAAAGCCUGCCAUGAGUAUUAUUCUGAAACAGAAUUGCUGAAUAAUGAUAUCAGUGAGCUCCUCCACUGCCCUGGAACUGGAGUAAGCAUCUCUCUCAGUCAGGAUAUGUGUAUGAUAAAAGACCAUUGAUUUUGGAAUAUAACCUACGUAGCCAGCAGGAUUAUUCAAUCCAUGUUGCAUGGGUUCUUUGAACAAAAACUUUGCUUUUUAUUCAAAGACGAAAAAAAGUUCAUGUAAGGUAAAUAAUGUAUUUAGCAUGAGCAUGAAUUAUUUUCAUAUAAAUAUAGAAAAUAGAGAAAAGGCUAUGCCUCUAAUUUUUAAGCCCUUAGGCCUAGUUUUUGUUUUGAAGCAGGUGAUGAGGUUUAACCUUUUUUUCAGGGAAAAAAAAACUGACUGUUGGGGAACUUACUCUGCAAUAUGAAGACUUCACAUUUCUGGUAGGGCUUGGAUGGUUGAGUAUACUGCCUUGUCUGCAUAUUCAAGCCCCACUAGAGGCUUGUAAGAUAAACAGAACAGUGACAGGUAACAUAUAAGUGUGUCCCCCAGUAUAGAGUGGGAAGGGAU